This is a messenger RNA of Rhododendron vialii, 1380 nucleotides long. RefSeq names its product protein IQ-domain 26-like. NCBI's taxonomy places the organism in Eukaryota, Viridiplantae, Streptophyta, Magnoliopsida, Ericales, Ericaceae. Bases 73 to 1380 code for a protein of 435 amino acids. Gene Ontology annotation, molecular function: protein binding. The transcript is spliced from 5 exons. The record is from RefSeq and is a predicted model, not a curated record.
CUCAACAACAUCAAUCACUUCUCUAUCAAAAAUUCAAAAGCCAUCACUUUCUAAAGGGGCAAGAGCUGCAACAUGAAACAUCCGCACCGGAGUGCUUCGGUUCGUAAUCGCGUGCCAUCGCCGGACAGUCCGAAGGAGAGCGACCGGAGAUCGCCACCCCGCGUCCCCGCCGUUCGGCCUGCAGACCACGGGGUGCUGGAAUCGUGGAUGGAGCAGAAGAAAGCGUUUGCGGUGGCGGCGGCCGCCGCCGAGCUUGUUGGGGCCGUCGCCUACAGGAGAGGUCGUGCUGUUGAGGAGGCGGCUGCUGUCAUGAUCCAAUCUGUUUUUCGUUCUUAUUUGGCUAGAAAAGCAUUAAAGACCUUGAAAGGGCUGGUGAAGGUGCAGGCAUUGGUGAGGGGUUAUUUAGUAAGAAAACAAACCACGGCGACCCUCCACAGCAUGCAGUUACUUGCGACGGCCCAAGCCAGGGCACGGUCUCAGAGGAUCAGAAUGGCCGAUGAAUCGAACUCUAGUCAUCGGAUACAGUCCAAUCACAGAAAAUCCACGGAUAGGAGGUCCAGACAAUCAAGUUAUGAUCAGGAAAUGGACCGGGGCAUGGAUGGAAACAUCAGGAUUGUGGAGAUGGAUGUCGGGGAAUCAGAGCGAAGCACAAACAGCAGAAAGAGCCACUCAAGCCACCCUCAAACAGCCCACACAAAUCACCGACCCUCGAAAGGACCCGCGACGAAUCACGCUCACUCGAAGCAAGAACGCCGGGAGUGCUUACCCGUAAAACCAUCGGCACUCGUAAGCUCUAGCCCGAUAUCCCGAAGCAUGCGUCUUGAUCGUGACCGGUACUUUGACGCGGCACAAGGCAGCCCUCAGUACUCGUCCUCCGCGGGGUCCAUGCCCGAGUACCCCUCGUACGGCGCCCAAACAUAUCACCGAGUCUUCACGAACGUUGCUUACGCAAAGCAUGAAUGCCAAGACACAUCCCUAAUACAACCAUCGGCACUCGGGGACUCUAGCCUGAGGGCCGAAAGUGGGCGUUCCGAUGACUACUACUUGGACACGGACCAAAGCAGCCCUUAUGGCUCAUCCGCAACGUCCAAACUCGAGUAUCUCUCGUACGACUACAGCGUGAUGGCUCCGGCUUACAUGGAGAAUACGGAACCCUCUAAGGCGAAAUUGGUGCGGUCGCUAAGUGCACCCAGGACGGGACCGGGUUCGAUUGCGGGGAUGUUGAGUAGGAAGAAAAACCCACAAGCCGGGACGAGACCUGAUUCGAAGCUUGCUGGGGUGGGUGGGUCGACGGGUAACGAGAGGGACUAUGGAGCUUCUCGUACUGGUCAUGCAAAUACCGUCAAUGGCAAAUCUCGCAGGACAUGGAAAUGGAAAUAG